Molecule: messenger RNA, 955 nt
Organism: Lolium perenne
Lineage: Eukaryota; Viridiplantae; Streptophyta; Magnoliopsida; Poales; Poaceae
Product: gibberellin 2-beta-dioxygenase 8-like
Source: RefSeq, a predicted model, not a curated record
CGCCGGCAGGCCUAGGCCGCCGCGGGAGAGCAGUGGCAUGCCAUGUGGUCGCGGGGAGUAGCCUCGAAGAUGAGGACCUCACCGGGAAUGGGACGAUGCCGCGCAAGCACGAGCUAGAGGGGUGGCUGCUAGGUGCGGCGGCGGAGCAGUCCAACGCACGGCUCCAGUACUCGGUGCUCCGCCACGGAUUGCUCGCCGCCGUUGACGCGAGGCGGCUUCAGGACUCAGUGUUCUGGCAUGGCGUGCUCAUCGUCGAGGCUUGCCUCGGCGACCUCGGAGCCAUCGCCGAUAGGCACGGGUGCGGGGGGCGGUGCGCAGCCUCCUUCGCUUCUUCGCCGUCGCUGGCGCCUCUGCGAGCACCGAAGACAAACUUCACGGGUCCCUCCCAACCCCGGCGUGUUCCGCCUGGUCAACCACGGCGUCCCCCGCGACCUCACAGCCCGCCUGUUCCGGCUGACGCGCGACCUCCUCGACACGGACCCGGGGGAGAAGGAUCUGCCCGGCUACUUCGGGGGCACGCCGGUGCCGUCGCUCCGCGUCAAGGAGUACGUGGCGCACAUGGCGCGCAUCACCCGGAAGUUGUUUUACGCCCUGGCCGACGGCGGCGAGGAGCUCGCUCUCGACGCGGCGCAGAGGACGUCGUACCUGGAGGAGCACGGCGGCACCUUCCGGGCGUACCGCUACCCGGCGUGCGAUCCCGCGGGCCAGUACCUCGGGAUGGAGCCGCACACAGACAACUCCGUGAUGUCCAUCCUCAACAUGGACCUCGUCGGCGGCCUGAAGGUGCUAGUACCAGGUGGAGCACAGGGUGGUGGCGCCGCCGUCGGGAACUGAGCGUGUGUUGCCCCGUUGGGAGAGAUGCAACAGGCGCUGCGUUGUCCACGCGUGGGGAACCAACAACUCGCUAAUGACCUGAUUUUUGGGCAAACUAAUCACUUAAUAUGUUUUAUUAAAA